Messenger RNA from Gastrolobium bilobum, 2309 nucleotides. Its product is annotated as chaperonin 60 subunit beta 4, chloroplastic. The transcript is spliced from 14 exons. Gene Ontology annotation, molecular function: ATP binding; ATP-dependent protein folding chaperone. Gene Ontology annotation, cellular component: chloroplast stroma. Bases 141 to 1919 code for a protein of 592 amino acids. Gene Ontology annotation, biological process: protein refolding. The record is from RefSeq and is a predicted model, not a curated record. NCBI's taxonomy places the organism in Eukaryota, Viridiplantae, Streptophyta, Magnoliopsida, Fabales, Fabaceae.
UCCACCAACAUUGUCCACACUCCAAGCCUUUGUUCAGCUCAGAGUAGUUCAAGUUCAACUUGUUGCACUACAUAGUACAAAACACAAAGCUAAUAGUUGUUUACUUCAACUAUCACAGCCAUUACAAGUAAACCAAAACCAUGGCAUGUUCUCCAUCUCCUAUAUCUGCAUUCUCCUUUGCCAAUCCAUCAUCACUUCGCAGACCCCGAACUUCACCUUCUUAUGUUCUAAACCCGAGAGCUAUGGCCAAAGAACUUUACUUGAACCAUGAUGGUUCAGCCACAAAGAAGCUUCUGGCAGGGGUGGACAUGGUGGCAGAGCUGCUUGGUGUUACAUUGGGUCCCAAGGGGAGAAAUGUUGUGCUGCAGAACAAGUAUGGGCCACCCAAGAUUGUAAAUGAUGGAGAAACUGUUCUCAAAGAGAUUGAAUUGGAAGAUCCGUUGGAGAAUGUUGGAGUUAAAUUGGUGAGGCAAGCUGGUGCAAAAACCAAUGACUUAGCUGGUGAUGGCUCAACUACAUCUGUCGUUCUUGCUCAUGGCUUAAUCACAGAGGGGACAAAGGUUAUUGCAGCUGGAAUGAAUCCUGUUCAAAUUGCUCGUGGGAUUGAGAAGACAGCGACAGCACUUGUUUCUGAACUCAAUUUGAUGUCUAGAGAAGUUGAGGAUCAUGAACUUAUAGAUGUUGCUGCAGUCAGUGCUGGGAAUGAUUACCUACUUGGAAAGAUGAUUUCUGACGCUCUGCAUCAAGUAGGUAGGAAGGGAGUAGUAACAAUUGAAAAAGGAAAGUGCAUUGAGAAUAGUCUAGAGAUUGUAGAAGGAAUGCAAUUUGAUCGUGGAUAUCUAUCCCCAUACUUUGUCAAUGAUCGAAGAAAGAUGACAAUUGAACUCCACAACUGCAAGUUGCUUUUGGUAGACAAAAAAAUCACAAACCCAAAGGAGCUGAUUAACAUAUUGAACUGUGCCGUGAAAGAGAAGUAUCCAAUUGUGAUAGUUGCAGAGGGAAUUGAGCAGGAAGCUCUUGCUCCAGUUAUUAAAAAUAAACUCAGGGGAGUGCUUAAGGUAGCUGCUAUUAAGGCUCCUGCCUUUGGUGUACGCAAGACCCACUGUCUAGAAGAUAUUGCCAUCUUGACUGGAGGUACUGUAAUCAGAGAAGAUAUGGGUUUCACCCUAGAAAAGGCUAGCAAGGAUAUGCUGGGUUCUGCUACAAAGGUUUUUAUAACAAAGAAUUCUACCUUAAUAGUUACUGAUGCGAGUACUCGAGCAGCUGUUGAGAAGAGGGUUUAUCAACUUAAAAGACUAGUUGAGAAUACUGAAGAAAAUUUCCAAAAGAAGAUACUGAAUGAAAGAAUAGCAAGAUUAUCAGGGGGCAUUGCCAUUCUUCAGGUAGGAGCACAAACACAAGUUGAGUUGAAGGAUAAACAAUUAAGAAUGGAAGAUGCUUUAAAUGCAACCAAGGCAGCAAUCGAGGAAGGUGUAGUAGUUGGUGGUGGCUGUAGCCUUUUAAGGCUUUCCCAAAAGGUGGAUGGCAUCAAAAAACUCCUGGACAAUGAAGAACAAAAGAUUGGAGCUGAAAUCUUCAAAAGAGCUUUGAGCUAUCCUGCUAGAAUGAUAGCAAAAAAUGCUGGUGUAAAUGGCAAUGUCGUCAUAUAUAAGGUUUUAUCAGACGAUAACAUGAAUUUUGGUUACAAUGCUGCUAGAGACUGUUAUGAGGAUCUCAUGAAAGCUGGGAUCAUGGAUCCAACAAAGGUAGUCAGAUGUUGUAUAGAGCAUGCAGCUUCUGUGGCCAAGACAUUUCUAACAUCUAAUGCUGUUGUGAUUGACCGCAUGGAAUUAAAGCCCAUACCACGAAGAAAACCCAUGCCUACCUCAGUUUACUCAAAUCCUGCUUUGUCAAAAGGUUUAGGACCACCUGGCUUUUAAAAAGGAAAGUUGUAAGUUCAGUUCUGGUCUUGGAAACCAGAUUUUAUUUCAGCAAGAGCAAUGAAGAAACACUAGAAAUACAUGGCUGGACUAUAAAUCCUUAUAUAUUCUUUGUACAAAUGAUGGCAUUGAUCGAUCCCGGGAACCCCAUAUGAUGUUCAUCAAAAGGAAGUUGUUAACAUGAAUGCAGAAGGAAAACGUUUGCCUCGUUGUCCAAUUCUGACCGGGGAUGUUAGAAAUAUCUUUAAUUGUUGGAUGGAAUAUAGAAGCUGUCAUCCAAUGUUAUAGGAUGUUACAUAUAAAGCAAUUUAAAUGCAUUAUGCUUCUGUCAAACAAAUAACAUAAUAACAGAUGGGUGUUCAUGAGUCAGUCACAGUAAAUCUAAUACAU